Apodemus sylvaticus (European woodmouse) is the source of this 827-nucleotide messenger RNA. It is a transcript of the gene Ccdc71l, whose product is annotated as coiled-coil domain containing 71 like. The coding region runs from base 92 to 745 and encodes 217 amino acids. The transcript has a single exon. Lineage: Eukaryota; Metazoa; Chordata; Mammalia; Rodentia; Muridae. The record is from RefSeq and is a predicted model, not a curated record.
GCGAGCGGCGCAGGGCGGAAGGCGCCAGCACAAGCGAGCGCCGCUGAGCCCGACGCGGACGGGGACGGCGAGCGGCCCCGAGCGGCCUCCGAUGCGACGCGGCGUGAAGAGGCGGCGGCGCCGGCCCCGGGCCGCCUGGGGCGGCGGCUACGGAGCGGAAGGAGGGGCCGGGCUGGAGGCACUGGAGGAGAAGGUGGUGUACUCGCGAUCGCAACUGUCGCUGGCCGGCAGCACGGAGGCGCUGGGCGACGCCUUCAAGCUCUUCAUGCCCAGCAGCACGGAGUUCAUGAGCUCGGAAGCGGAGCUCUGGAGCUUCCUCUGCAGCCUCAAGCACCAGUUCUCUCCGCACAUCCUGCGCAGCAAGGACGUCUACGGCUACUCCUCGUGCCGGGCACUGGUGCCCGAACCCCCGGCGCCCGACAGCCGCCCUGCACGCCGGCCGCGCCCGCGCGCAACGCCCAGGAGGAGGCGCCGUGGAGCUCGGGCUGCCGCGGGCCCCAGCAGGCCGCGCCCCGCCGCUGCCGAGGAGCCGGGGCCUCCGGUGUCCUGCUUCGGGGGCCGCACCCUGGAGGAGAUCUGGAGGGCGGCCACCCCGACGCUGACCAGCUUCCCGACCAUCCGCGUCGGCGACGACGUGUGGGGCGAGCGCAGCCUGGCGGUGGCGCGGCGUAGGGCGCGCCAAGUGCUGCGAGUGGACCUGGACCCGGUGGUGAGGCUGCGCCGCUUCCCGGUGCCCCGGGUGUGAUGCGCGCCGCGGCGCCUCCUGCCGGCCGCCGCCCGAGGAAGCUUCCGCGCGCUGGAACGGACUAAUGUCAGUCGAAUGUUUA